AUGUCACGGAAAGAGCAAGAAGGGGAUAAAUGGGACAGUGAACUCACGCAGGAGCUGCGGGUCCACGUCCUGGAGCAGCUCUCGGGCCUGCAGAGCAAGCAGCAGCGGGACGCCGAGCUGCUGGAGGACAUCAGGUCCUACAGCAAGCAGAGGGCCACCAUCGACAGGGAGUAUGGACAGGCGCUGGACGGGGACCUGUACGAGCGGCUCCGGGAGCACUUGUCAGCCGCCAGCCGGACGGAGGUGGAGACCUGCCGGGCCACGCGGGACUGGUUCCAGGGCGUUGCAGAGGCAUCCGCGCGGGUGUGCCGGGAGCAGGACCUCCUCCUCUUCCUGCAGGACCACCCCGCCUUCUCCCUGGCCCCCGAGCAGCGCUUCCAGCUCACCGGGGUGGAGGAGGUGUGCCUGCUGCCGCCAGGGGAUGAUGGAGCCAGCCUGGAGAAGGAGGCCCGGCGCUGGGCCACGCGCGUGACCCGGGACCGCAAAAACAAGGCACACAGCGAGGAGGUGCUGCAGAGGCUGGAGGCCAGGCGGCAGCAGGUCCCCGAGGGGGAAGCGGCGACCGUGGAGCGGCAGAUGGAAGAAGCGAGGGAAAACAUCCGGAAGGCGGAGGUCAGUCGAGUGAAGGCCGAGGCUCGGCUGGCACUGCUGCGGGCAGCAGGGCUGGACGUGGAUGCCUGGCUGGCGGGGGCCAUGGUGGGGACAGGCGAGGAGACACCCACGGGGCUGGAUCCGGCCGAGUUCGAUGACUACGAGGACAGUGACGAGCCAGACGGGGACGAUGAGCCUGGUCCUGCUGCUCGCACCUACCCCUACACCUGCCGGGUCAUCUUUGGGUACCAGGGCUGCCAGGCGGACGAGCUGUCCAUCACCCAGGGCGAAGAGCUGGAGGUCAUCGAGGACGGGGACGCAGAGGAAUGGGUGAAGGCUCGGAACAAGGCAGGCCAGGUCGGCUAUGUCCCCGAAAAGUACCUGCUGUCCCUCGGGUGCGAGUCAGGGGCCGGGCUCGGCCCCCCAGGACCCUCGGCAUUGCACCGCCAGCUCUCCAGCAUCAUGGCAGCAGAACUGGUGCUGGAGCCUGGAGGACUUCGGACUUGA
This is a messenger RNA of Manacus vitellinus (golden-collared manakin), 1098 nucleotides long. It is a transcript of the gene FCHSD1, whose product is annotated as FCH and double SH3 domains 1. Bases 1 to 1098 code for a protein of 365 amino acids. The record is from RefSeq and is a predicted model, not a curated record. Lineage: Eukaryota; Metazoa; Chordata; Aves; Passeriformes; Pipridae. Gene Ontology annotation, cellular component: neuromuscular junction; recycling endosome. Gene Ontology annotation, molecular function: protein binding. Gene Ontology annotation, biological process: neuromuscular synaptic transmission; regulation of actin filament polymerization. The transcript has 11 exons.